This is a messenger RNA of Colletotrichum godetiae, 711 nucleotides long. RefSeq lists its product as uncharacterized. NCBI's taxonomy places the organism in Eukaryota, Fungi, Ascomycota, Sordariomycetes, Glomerellales, Glomerellaceae. The transcript is spliced from 2 exons. The coding region runs from base 1 to 711 and encodes 236 amino acids. The record is from RefSeq and is a predicted model, not a curated record. Gene Ontology annotation, molecular function: biliverdin reductase [NAD(P)H] activity; riboflavin reductase (NADPH) activity.
AUGUCAGGCAAGAAAGUCCUAGUUCUUGGUGGAACCGGCCCAGCAGGUGUUUGCCUGUUGCGAGAGCUUGUUCAUCGCAACCAUGCAACUAUCCUACUAGCCAGAUCUCCCUCAAAACUACCCAACGACUUGGCAUCCAGCUCUCUCCUCGAGAUAAUUGAAGGGGAGAUGAGCGACACGAAAGCCCUAGACUCAGCAAUGGCUCGAAUUUCCGUAGUCAUAUCUCUCCUCGGGCCGAAUAUCAACGACAAGCACAUUGACCCUUCUCUUUACGCCGACAUCUACCGCAACUGCGUCUUCCCAGCAAUGAAGCAACACAGCGUCAGACGAAUUGUCGCCAUGGGUACAAUCUCAAUCAAGCAGCCCGAAGACCAAUGGACGUUCUUUCAGACCAUGAUCACGAUCAUAAUGCCUUUUCUGAAUAGCGCUGUGUACCGCAAUAUGCAUAAUCUCGCUCGCUUGUUCAGUAAAGAGGGUCACGAUCUUGACUGGACUCUCUUUCGUAUAGCACAGAUCCCUGGAGAAUCUGAUGACGAUAGCUGGAGACGUGACCGGAAUCUUGAGGUGUUCACUGGAUCGAUAGGAGAAAAGGGGUGGACAACAAGUCUAAGACGGGGCGCACUAGCUCGAUGGCUCGUGGAUGCUGUCGAAGGUAAGAUGGACGCUUGGAUCAAUAAGAUGCCUGGGAUCAGUCAACUAGCAGUCGCGUGA